Messenger RNA from Crotalus tigris (Tiger rattlesnake), 3043 nucleotides. It is a transcript of the gene SMTNL1, whose product is annotated as smoothelin like 1. Bases 287 to 1531 code for a protein of 414 amino acids. The transcript has 9 exons. The record is from RefSeq and is a predicted model, not a curated record. Gene Ontology annotation, molecular function: protein binding. NCBI's taxonomy places the organism in Eukaryota, Metazoa, Chordata, Lepidosauria, Squamata, Viperidae. Gene Ontology annotation, cellular component: filamentous actin; microtubule organizing center. Gene Ontology annotation, biological process: actin cytoskeleton organization.
GAGUAGUAAACAAUGAGAGAAAUGCUGCAGGCAGGCAUAGUAAUAGGAGUGAGGAUCGAGAUACUGGCAGAAGAAGCCAGGAGAAAGAAGACACGAAGAAAGUCAGCUAGCCUCAGAGAAGGACCUGCCAAUAGGGAGGUGAAGUCUGAUUUCUAGGAUAUCAUGUUUAUAAAUGGUCCAUAGCGGAGGCUCACAAAAGAACUGUUCCUAGUUGUGACUUCAGGAGUGGAGCGUGAAUAGGCCACCUGCUUUGCACUCCAUUGAAACAACAGAGAAACCUGGUACUAUGGAGGCUGGAGAUACCAAGGAACAAGAGAAGAACCAGCAGAUCAACCGGCUGCAGCAGAAGUCAGAAAUGACUGAAACUGCAUUUGAAGGGGGAAAUGAGGCAGCAAAAGCAGAGACUGCUGAGAAAAGGGACAGGAAGUUUGCAGAAGAAACUGGGAAAGAGGUGGAUGAAGCAAAUGAAGCAGAGAAAGCAAAAGGGGAUGCUGGGAAUGAGGUGCAUGGAGAGAAGGAGGCUGGGAAAACUGAGGCUGCUGGAAUUGAGGCAAAGCAGAAGGAAGAAUCCGCAGAAGGGGCUUCUGAAUCUGAAAAGGGAACGGCAUCCAAGGCAAGCCAGAAGGAGCAGAUAGUCAAAGAGAACAGCCAACCAGAAUCUGAGGGUGUAUCGGAGACCAAAACUGAUGUUUCUGGGAAACCAGAAGACCUACAGGAAGAAGAAGGGGGGAAAGCUGAUGUUUUGAAGAAAAAUGCCAAGGAAGAGGGUAGAACUGGCAGCACUUCGGAUGAGCCUCUUUCACCAGAAGCCCAGGAGGAAGAGGAGGAGUUCUGGCCAGAAUUCCCUCCCCGUUCUCCUGAAGCAAGUCCACAAAGCCCAACAGAGCUCAAAGGUUUGGAGACAGGUGGCAUUACUCCACCAACUACCACUUCAGAAGCUGCUCCAGCGGAUAUCGCCAGCCCUGAAGCCGCCCUGAAGGGAGAGAAAGAGCCCCCUUCUGCUGCACCAGAGGAAGCAGCUGCUGCCAAAGAGAAAAAGAAGAGGCCUGCUUUUGACCGGAGAGAGAUUAGCAGGCCAAGGAUGCCACCCAGGGGACAGUCUCGCAAAGCCAUUGUGGAGAAGUUUGGAGGGGCUGCAACUGGUCCUGCCCCCAAUAUCAAGAGGAGUGGAGCUACAAAUACUGUGAAGACCAUGUUGCUGGAAUGGUGUCGGGCCAUGACUCGUGGCUAUGAACAUGUGGACAUCCAGAACUUUUCCACCAGUUGGAAAAGUGGCAUGGCUUUUUGUGCCCUCAUCCACAAGUUCUUUCCUGACGCCUUUGACUACGCAAACCUUGAUCCAGGAAAUCGGAAAGAGAAUUUCACCCUGGCCUUCUCUACUGCUGAGAAAUAUGCAGACUGUGCUCAACUUCUGGAGGUGGAUGACAUGGUGCACAUGAGUGUUCCUGAUAAUAAGUGUAUCUACACCUAUAUCCAGGAACUUUAUCGCAGCUUGGUGGAGAAAGGGCUAGUAAAGACCAAGAAGAAAUAGAAAUGCAAAGCAGGCUUUGGCUUGAGGCUCAUUGGAAGCCAAAAAAAAAUUUGGUGGGACAGAGGGAAUGCAACAUGGGAUGUAAAUAUUCUGCAAUUUUCCGAGCAUGGCACUGGAACCAACUACUACUACUUAACCCUCACUAGCACUAAAAUCUGCUAUGCACCACCCUUCUGCCACCUGAAAAGAGCAGGAAAGGAACGCUUACUGAUGCAUGUCAGCAUUUCAAGCAGAGCAGAACUGAGUCUGCCUCAUAUGCACGAGACUCAGAAGAAGUGUGUCCGUCAAGAUGUUAACAUCAGCAACUCUGCAUCCUCUUUUUGGGUUGCAAAAGUAUUCCUGCAACCCAUGCUGCAAUCACCCUUUCCCUGACCAGGCACCGGUAUCAUUAAAGCACAACGGUACCAAGUCAAGGUUGUCACACAGUAUUUUUAUGCUGCGUUCUGUUUUCCACGGCGUGGUUUCCAAGGGAGAAUGCAAACAUGUUCUCUGUUUAAAGUAGCUGCCCAGGCAUAUUAGAAUGGUUUGAGUAGCGCAGCAUAUGUGAUCCAAUCUUAUUUUUUGUUUACUAAGAAAUAAGCUCCUCUGCAUUCAGCUAUUCACCAAACCAUUGAACUUUGAGCAAAGAAAUCAUACUGUGCAGAUAAGAGGCUAAGAAUAAACAAGCUGACUGGAGGGAACGGGGGAUUCCCUCCUUUGUGGUUUACAGGAAAAGUGCUGGGCAAACAUCAAAUGACAAAGCUUUCAAUGUGUGGCAAUGAAAAACCUCUCUGGAGGCAGAGAUUUACAUGUGGUGAUUUUGCUCUGUUCUCAGCAGCUUGGAAGGGCUUGGGGGAAGAACAAGUUGAAAUUGUUCAGAAGACAGCUCAUUUUACAAGAUGGCAAACAGGAUCUAAUUUGGAGUAAAAAAACCUACCCACUUUGCCUCUUCUUCCCACUUUUAAAUAUAAACACACCACAUUUAGAAAGGGGAAAGGAGAAGGAGGAGGGCUUUAAGGCUGAACUAAAGAGGAAGGAGGGCUGCAAACUGUUUCUUAUUUAUUGAAAUCAAAAGACAAGUGUACACGCUGGCAUUUUAGUUUGCAGAAAUACAUACUCCUUUUUUAGGCCUAUUUCCUGGUGGCCAAUGCAAGUACAUUCAGAAGAGGAACUUACUUUAAAAAGAAGGGAGCUUGAAAAGAAAGCAAGUGUAGGAAAGUCCUAGGAAAGCAAGAUCAAGUGCAGGGGUCCUCAUGGCUGGCUGGGGAAUUCUGGGAGUUGAAGUCCACAAAUCUUAAAGUGGCCAAGUUUGAGGACCCCUGAUCUAGUGGUUUACUCUGCUCUGUUGCUAAAGUCCUACUCUAAGAAGGUUCAACAGCCACGUGCCUCAGUGAGACUCGUGCUACCUGAAGCCAUUCAGCUCAAGCCCAAAGGAGCUGUGCUUGCUGAGUAAUGAGAGGUAAUUCACUGCUUUUUCUCUCCUAGGUCAGAUAUGCUGAAUAUACUAAAAAUAAAAACAGUAUAAUCUUUGGA